Schistocerca nitens (vagrant locust) is the source of this 4384-nucleotide messenger RNA. It is a transcript of the gene Dnz1, whose product is annotated as palmitoyltransferase ZDHHC3. Bases 30 to 839 code for a protein of 269 amino acids. Gene Ontology annotation, cellular component: Golgi apparatus; endoplasmic reticulum. Gene Ontology annotation, molecular function: protein-cysteine S-palmitoyltransferase activity. The record is from RefSeq and is a predicted model, not a curated record. Gene Ontology annotation, biological process: peptidyl-L-cysteine S-palmitoylation; protein targeting to membrane. Lineage: Eukaryota; Metazoa; Arthropoda; Insecta; Orthoptera; Acrididae. The transcript is spliced from 5 exons.
GAUAUGUAGUUGACUGGUGGGGGUGUACGAUGACAGUAUUUGUUAGAGAUCCUUGUGGUAUUGUAUGUAUUUUGAUGACAUAUGUGGCUGUGCUUUAUGCAGAUUACGUAGUAGUAAGAUGGAUUAUUCUACAGACUAUGCAAAACAGUCUUUGGGGACCAUUCCAUGUUGUACUCUUCAAUACAAUUGUUUUUCUGCUUGGGAUGGCACAUUUGAAAGCAGUUUGUUCGGACCCUGGCGUUGUUCCGUUACCUCAGAACAGAGUCGAUUUUUCUGACAUUCAUUCAGGGUCACAGAAUUCACUACAGCGAGAGGAUUGGACUGUGUGCACAAGAUGUGAAACCUACCGACCACCAAGAGCGCAUCACUGUCGAAUUUGCAAACGUUGUAUACGCAGAAUGGACCAUCAUUGUCCAUGGAUAAAUAAUUGUGUUGGAGAGCAAAACCAGAAGUAUUUCAUCCAGUUCCUGGUUUACGUUGGUGCCCUAGCAGCGUAUGCAAUUAUUCUUGUGAUAGUUUCAUGGGUAAUGGAUUGCCCAGAAUGCAGUAAUGAAGUGACAGUAAAGCAGAGUAGAAUCUUACACUGUGUGAUACUUGUGGUGGAAAGUGCCCUGUUUGGAAUGUUUGUGUCUGCAAUCUUGGUGGAUCAGUUUCAAGCGAUAUUCAGUGAUGAGACAGCAGUGGAACAGGUGCAGCAGCAGGGUCCAUAUAGACCCCAUAAACACAAAUGGGCACUUCUCACAGAAGUGUGCGGCCGCAGUCAUCCUAUCUUUUGGCUGCUGCCGUGUGCCAGUGUACCUAAACACUUGGAAGAGCCAUUGCUCAACCACACUGUCUGAAAUUGUGUGUACUGUGAUGUGAAGUGUUUAAACUGGAUAUUUGUUAUGUUGCUUUAUAAUUUAAAUUUGCCGGGUGAUUGCAGUGAUAAUCUCGAGCAUAUUUCAUUAACUGGAUGAAUAAUGUUUUAAAGUGCUAUUGUGAGUCAUAUGGCUGAGAGUAUAUUAAGAUUUUAAUUUGUUAUUAUCAUUUGUGAUGUGAUCCAAAUGGUUUUUUAAUUUCUUUGUAUGUGAAGGAGUCAAGAUAAUCCUUCUUUAUUUAUUAAUGUUGUUAAUAAGUUACAUUUAUUUAUUGUUUUAUAGCACAUUGUGAUAUAAUGUUGCCUUGAUGUGUAACUUGGAACAAGGUAACUAAAAGUUUCCAGGAGAGAUGAUCGGUUUGUGUGUAUUAUUAAUGUGUCAUGAAUUCAUGAGCUAAAACAGUGAACAGGAAUUCUGUUACCUUUAAAUAAUUUAUAUCCUCUGUGUGUGUGUGUGUGUGUGUGUGUGUGUGUGUGUGUGUGUGUAAAAGGGGAGGGAGAUAGGAGGAAUCAAUAUGACACAUAUAUUCAUGGAACUACUUCAAAUUUUCCACUGUCUACAUUGUACACAAUAUGUAUUAUGAAAGUUGAAGAAAAAGCAAUUGUAUGUUUGCUGUAACAUUAUCCUUAAUCUUCUGUUGUAGGUGCAAAAUGUUCUUUUACUUCUUGAUCAUCCCAUGAAAGUAGCAUGAAAAUUAAGGAGAAAAGUAUUACUCUUGCAUAAGUAUGUUGUUUAGUGAUUUAAGUGUGACAAUAAUUCUGUAACACUGCAGGCUAUGUUUUUUGUAUGAUAAUGGUACUCUGUUGUUUUGCGCAAAUCUGAAUUGUAUUUAUUACCUUGCUGCUUUACCAGAGCAUGAGAGAAUUUUUUUCCAGAAUCUAUGCAUAUUGCACAGAGCCAUAUCUUCUAAUAGUCACAGUUUGUCAGUCUAAAUUCAUAUUGUUGUUGAAAAUGACAUUAUUUCAUCUUCCCCAUUAUUUUGUUCACUGCUCACUUAUUUUAUUGGAAGACUGCCAUACGUGUUUAAUUUUGUACUGAUAUUCUUUAGUCCUAAACAAACAAAUAGAAUUUUUGGCUUGCCAUAUUAUGUAUUUGAAUGAGAGAUGUAAUGAAAAGUACGUCCUGUACACUUGUAAUGUCUACAUUUUUGUAGUUGACUAUUGCACCCUUCAGAGUAAAGAUCUUAGUAGGAAAACAGCUAUUUUGUGGACUCAACUAAAUCAUAGUUAAAGGCUUCCGUCAUGUUUCACAAUACUGUUUUUAGGGCUUCUAUUGUUUCUCUUAGCAAUAAAUAAAGAAUUGUAUGUUCAUCAGCAGCUGAAUAAGUGAUGUGCUUUCAAACAAAUACUUAUAAAAAAGAUAUGAAAUUCAGUCAAAAUGAAAAGUAAUGUUCCCCAUCCAUCUUUUGCUUACUUUUCCAUAUGAUGUAAAACACUUGGGCAGGUUUUACGUCUGGUUAGCAAUAUCAUUAUCUUUGGUCUUUGUUUGUGAAUGAGGGACUUAUUACCAUAUAUUUUGGCACCAUAAACCCUGAUCAACCAAUCCAUCCCCAACCUGCUGCACUUUGUGUCUAGCCUAUUUUUUUCUGUUUCUCUGUCUUUCUCCUCCUGUCUUAAGUUUUUAUUUUAUUGCAUUUUAUUCAUUAUAAUUUUCACUGCCAAGGCAUUUUGUUUUCAGACUUUUCAAGAGAAUUCAGUUGUUUGGAAAAAACUUGAUUAUUCUUUUUUCUGUAAAUGUUAAAAUUCCAUCACACGUGCAAUUUAAUGAGUCAAAUUGUAGUAGUUUCAAAAGUUGUUAAUUUAUGUACUACCUUUUACAACACUGCUGUAUUCAUGGUAACUGAAAAGUAAAUCUGUUAAUAGUCUAUGAAAGGAGAUUAAUUAUUUUCUAUGUUAUUUAUCAUGCUUUUUAAGUUUUAAAUAUGUAUUAACCUAAUGGCCUUGGUGAAGAAAUGUUAAAAGCUUCUUUAUUCCCAUUCUGGCCUCUUUAUAUCAUACUGUCUCUAAUCACCUUUGUAAUCCUUCAAUACACUUCAUUGACUCCUACAUUCACCUUUCUUUAACACAGUGUGCAGCAGUUUAUUCUGUAAAAUGUCAAGUGCUUCCUUUGUAGGCCUAAAGUAAAGGGGAAACAUACAGUGAAAGUACUGCGUAAAAUAUGUGAUAUGCAAUUUGAACGUAAAAGAUUUGAUUUAUUUUUGUCGUUCUUACUCCACAGUUUUCAGAUGUGUAUUGAAUGAUGGUAUUCUUAUUCCAACACUGUAAAGUUAUUAACAAUAACAUUUAUUUAGAACAAUCUGUUGUCCAGUUUUGAUUGUAGAGCCAUUUUUGCGUAGACUUGUAAUGACUGUUCACCUGCAAGAACACGGGAAAUGACCAAAAGCUACUAUCAGUAAUUUUACAGUGUUGUUGCAGCAGUAUUGUCAUUCAGUACAAAAUUUAUCGAGCUUAUCUAUUACAUAAUUUUGUUUAGUUUAUUUUAUAUAAAUCAGUGCUAGUGAAUUCACUGCAGUGCUACAGAUAGGAUUUCCAAAGUGAACAUGUGAUGACAAAAGUUUUAAUCAGUUAUACGAUUCUAUACCUUUAAAGAUAUUUAGCAUUAUGUAAUGGUGACUCACUUUAUGCAAGGAACAGCCUCUGUAAUGAACUUUCUACAUAAGUGCAACUGAAAACUUGUUCUCGGUGGAUAGUAAUGCUUUUCUGUUAAAUUACAGCAUAUUCUUCAUGUCAAAAGCUCCAUUGUUAUUUAAUUUUUUUUAGUUUUGAUGUUAGAGCAAAUUGAGUGCAUGUGUUAAAGGUUGCAUAAUUUUCAGUCACCAUAAAGUACCUGUUUGUUCAUUGUUGCUUAAUAAUAUUGGCAUGUACAAAGUUUUCAGCAGUUAUUGAUGUUAGCAGUUACCCUUAACUUUAAUGUAACACAUGUGAAACAUUCCAGUAUGACUUGGACUUGGAUGUAGAAAAGUGAAAUAAUGUGGUUUACUGGAUUAUACUCAGGAUAUUAACUCAUAUUCUGCUAAUGGCAGCCAGACAUUAGUUUGAGAAUGAUCCUGCUUUUUCACUGUAAAAACUUUUUGUCAUUGUACAAAUUGAGGAGAGAAAAAUGUAUUUGUUAAUGCAGAUGCACAGCCUAAAGGUAUUUUCAGAACAUAAAACCCUGUAUAAUUGCUUUUGCUGUGUGCAUUGUCAUCUAUACCUUAACAUUUAUUAUAUAAGAACAUGAAUAUGAAACUAGAAAUAUUCAGAUAUGCAUGUUCAAUCACUGUUUACUUCAAUUUUGGAGAGAAUCAAUUUUAAUGUGUAUAAUAUUAUGUGCAUGCUCGCCUUGUGGAUUCUGAUGUUUUAUUGUUUGUAUAUGUGCAAAACAAUUUGCUUUGUUCAUAGCAUUUCAUAUUUACCAGUUACUUUUUAAAAAAGAGUGCAUGGGAAGUAUGAUAUUAAUUUAUCAUCAGUAUUAUGUACUGAAAACUCAAUUUUAUACUUCAUAUUUAUUUUAUGAGACUGAAAUGAGAUAUGCAUAUUUGGGCUUUA